AUGAAUGAGAGGUCAUCUCGAUCACACACGAUUUUCCGGAUUAUUCUGGAGUCGAAAGAUGCCAAUCAGAAAGAUGGACCUGUACAUAUAAGCUACCUUAACUCAAUGGACUUAGCUGGUUCUGAGAGAGUUUCUCUGACGAAAGCUGCUGAUGUAUAUGGAUCUGUAGUAAAACCUUUAGUCGAUUCCUUCAUGGAAGGUUUCAAUGCCACAAUAUUUGCAUAUGGCCAAACAUCUUCUGGCAAAACACACACCAUUUUGGGCAAUAAAACAGAUCCUGGGCUUUUCCAAUUAGUAUCCAAUCAGUUAUUCCAGCAUGUGGCAGACCAGGUUGAUAAGAGGUACUUGAUUAGAUGCAGUUAUAUUGAAAUCUACAAUGAAAAGAUCAAUGACCUCCUGGAUAAGAGCAAUCAGGGUUUAACUAUAAGAGAAGAUAUCAAAGGAAAUGUGCUGCUUGAUGCAAGGGAAGCUGUCGUAGACAAUGUUGAUAAAGUUAUGGAGAACAUGAUGCAGGGCAAUAAGAUCAGACGAGUUGCAGCUACUCGCAUGAAUGAGAGGUCAUCUCGAUCACACACGAUUUUCCGGAUUAUUCUGGAGUCGAAAGAUGCCAAUCAGAAAGAUGGACCUGUACAUAUAAGCUACCUUAACUUAAUGGACUUAGCUGGUUCUGAGAGAGUUUCUCUGACGAAAGCUGCUGGUGAGCGUCUUAAAGAGGGGGCUAACAUAAACAAAUCUUUGUCAGUAUUAGGAAAUGUGAUAAGGCAACUAAGCGAGGGGAAGGAGUUUAUCAGUUAUCGCGAUUCGAAAUUGACUAGACUGCUCUCACAGGCUCUUGGCGACAAUGUUGAUAAAGUUAUGGAGAACAUGAUGCAGGGCAAUAAGAUCAGACGAGUUGCAGCUACUCGCAUGAAUGAGAGGUCAUCUCGAUCACACACGAUUUUCCGGAUUAUUCUGGAGUCGAAAGAUGCCAAUCAGAAAGAUGGACCUGUACAUAUAAGCUACCUUAACUUAAUGGACUUAGCUGGUUCUGAGAGAGUUUCUCUGACGAAAGCUGCUGGUGAGCGUCUUAAAGAGGGGGCUAACAUAAACAAAUCUUUGUCAGUAUUAGGAAAUGUGAUAAGGCAACUAAGCGAGGGGAAGGAGUUUAUCAGUUAUCGCGAUUCGAAAUUGACUAGACUGCUCUCACAGGCUCUUGGCGGUAAUGCCAAAUCAUUGAUUAUCGGAAUGUUACUUUAG
Acanthoscelides obtectus is the source of this 1236-nucleotide messenger RNA. The record is from the annotation of a GenBank genome assembly. NCBI's taxonomy places the organism in Eukaryota, Metazoa, Arthropoda, Insecta, Coleoptera, Chrysomelidae.